UACUUUUCUACCCACAUCUUUCUCCUAAUUCCCUCUAGUACCCACCCCUCGAACAACAAAUCCACAAUGCAGUUCAAGAGCCUUAUCGCUGUUACCGCUCUCGUUGCUUCGGCCUUCGGUGCCAUCGACUGGACCUCACCCGCUACUCUCGCCUGUGCCAAGCAGCACUGGGCUGAGAUCAAGGCAAAGGCUGACCCCCUGCUUCCUUCGGCUGGUCUGCUUCUGACUCCCGAGCAGCGUGCUAAGCUGUCGUCGCUUCUUUCGGGCCAGUCAACCAUGCCCUCCAACCCCACCGACGCGUGGCUCCUGGAGCUGCCCAACGCCAUCCCGCCCAGCGUUCUGAACCUUGUCAGCGGUACCAUCAUCACCAACUGCCUGGCUACCUAUGUGCCCCCUGCCUCUACCACCUCGGCACCUGCUCCUACCACCAAGGCUCCUGGUACCACCACCACGGCGCCUGCUCCCACUACCAACGCGCCCACCCCUACCUCGACGGCUCCUCCCAAGUGCGGCCACUAGAUAGCCAUGCCGCUAACCUCUAGCCACAUGCCUUCAUGUGUGAUAAAGCUCUGUUCAAGAAGGUCUACUAGAUAGGAGUGUCUGGCUAAUGCCUAAGCUGCCCCACACAUUGUGCAAUUCGAAUAAUA
This is a messenger RNA of Linderina pennispora, 647 nucleotides long. RefSeq lists its product as uncharacterized. The transcript has a single exon. Bases 67 to 519 code for a protein of 150 amino acids. NCBI's taxonomy places the organism in Eukaryota, Fungi, Kickxellomycota, Kickxellomycetes, Kickxellales, Kickxellaceae. The record is from RefSeq and is a predicted model, not a curated record.